Orycteropus afer afer is the source of this 2091-nucleotide messenger RNA. Lineage: Eukaryota; Metazoa; Chordata; Mammalia; Tubulidentata; Orycteropodidae. The record is from RefSeq and is a predicted model, not a curated record.
CAUUGGUGUUUGUGCUUUCAGGAGGCGGUGACGUUUGGUGAUGUGGCUGUGCACUUCUCACGGGAGGAGUGGCAGUGUCUGGACCGCAGCCAGAGAGCCCUCUACAGGGAGGUGAUGCUGGAGAACCACAGCAGUGUGGCUGGACUCGCAGGAGUCCUGGUCUUCAAGCCCGAGCUGAUCUCCCGCCUGGAGCAGGGGCAGGAGCCGUGGGUACUGGACCUUCAGGGAUCAGAAGGCAGAGAGAUGCCAAGGACCUCCCAGACAGAUUCUACUAUUAGGAUGAAUAAUGAGCAGACUUGCGAGGAAAUGGAUAUUCUAAAAUCGGAAUUACAUGGAAUGAGGAUCAAAAUCCCCCCACAGGAUUUUCCUCCAAGUCCUGGCUUUAUAGAUGCUUCUGAUUCUGAGGUGUGGCUAGAAAGUAAUCAGAGCAGUUCUCUUAGGCUGACGGGGACGAACUCCUUCUUCCAGAAAAACUGUUUAAAUAAAGAGACUAUGACACUGAAGAAGACCUUCACCCAGAAUAACUCCCAGGAAUGUAAUGAGGUGGGGAGUAUUGGCAGCCUGGACUGUAAAAUUAAUGAGAAUCAGAGAGAUACUGCCAAAGAGACAGUAGAAAGAUGUGAUGGGUGUGGCAGAAGUUUGAGAUCCAUUUCAGACUUUGCUUUACGUUGGGAAGUUAAUAUGCAAAAGAAACCUAACAAAUGCCAGGAAUGCCAAAAAAAAUUCUCUCAUUGCUUACAGGGGAAACAGCAAAGUAAUUUCCAAGGAGAAAAACCAUAUGAAUGUGAGGAAUGUGGGAAAGUCUUCAGGUUGUGUUCACAGCUUAAUCAACAUCAGAGAAUCCACACUGGAGAGAAGCCAUUUAAGUGCACAGAGUGUGGAAAAGCCUUCCGCCUGAGCUCCAAACUUAUUCAGCAUCAAAGGAUUCACACUGGAGAGAAACCUUACAGGUGUGAGGAGUGUGGAAAAGCCUUUGGUCAGAGCUCAAGUCUCAUCCACCAUCAGAGAAUUCAUACAGGAGAGCGGCCCUAUGGUUGUCGUGAGUGUGGGAAAGCCUUCAGUCAGCAGUCCCAGCUGAUCAGACACCAGAGGACUCAUACUGGAGAGAGGCCUUACACAUGUAAGGAAUGUGGGAAGGCCUUUAGCCAGAGCUCAACCCUAGCUCAACAUCAGAAAAUGCACUCUGGCGAGAAAUCUCAAAUCUUGAGAACCUCGGAUAGUCCGAGCCUUGCUCCACAUCAAAGAAUUCACGCUGUAGAAAAGCCAUUUAAAUGUGAUGAGUGUGGGAAAGCUUUUAGAUGGAUAUCUCGCCUUAGUCAGCAUCAAUUAAUCCACACUGGAGAGAAACCUUAUAAAUGUAACAAGUGCACAAAAGCCUUUGGUUGUAGCUCACGGCUUAUUCGCCAUCAGAGAACUCACACUGGAGAAAAGCCAUUUAAGUGUGAUGAGUGUGGGAAGGGUUUUGUCCAGGGGUCACACCUUAUUCAGCACCAGAGAAUUCAUACUGGAGAGAAACCUUAUGCAUGUAAUGACUGUGGCAAAGCCUUUAGUCAGAGCUCAAGCCUUAUUUACCACCAGAGAAUCCAUAAGGGAGAGAAACCGUAUGAAUGCCUCGAAUGUGGAAAAGCUUUCAGUAUGAGCACACAGCUUACAAUCCAUCAAAGGAUACACACUGGAGAGAGACCCUACAAGUGUAAUGAAUGUGGGAAAGCCUUUAGUCAAAAUUCAACCCUUUUCCAACACCAGAUCAUUCAUGCUGGAGUGAAGCCCUAUGAAUGUAGUGAAUGUGGGAAAGCAUUUAGUCGCAGUUCAUAUCUUAUUGAACACCAGAGAAUUCACACAAGAGCUCAGUGGUAUUAUGAAUAUGGGAAUGCCCUGGAAGGUUCAACCUUUGUGAGCCGUAAAAAAGCUAAUACUGUAAAGAAAUUGCAUAAAUGUAAUGAAUGUGAGAAAAUAUUCAGGUGGCGCUCACACCUAAUUAUACACCAGAGAAUUCACACAGGAGAGAAACCUUAUAAAUGUAAUGAAUGUGGGAAAGCUUUUAAUCGGAGCUCAAGACUUACUCACCAUCAGAAAAGUCAUAUGGGGUAG